AUGAGGGAUCUGAGUAUGGCUGUCAGGGAAUGCUCCCCUGAGAAAACGAAGGAUGAAUUUAGAAGCUUCUGUCAGCAUUCCAGCAAGGCAGCUAGUCCUGACAUCAACUUCAAGAAGCACCCAAGGGGAUGGGAGGGCGGUUGUCACUGGCUCUGCUUUCUUCCGAUAUCCCAUGAGGGCGCUCUAAGGGUGAAAUGGUGCCCUUGGCUUCACCAUGGAGACUUGAGGUUUAACAAAAUAAGAGAAAUUCCAGGGAGCAUCUUCAAGAAACUCAGAAACUUGAACACUCUUCUCCUGAGCAAUGACUAAAUAAGAAAGAUUUCCAGAAAUGCUUUUGAAGGAUUUGAAAAUUUACUGUAUCUGCAUCUGCACAAGAAUGAAAUUCAUGCACUGGAUAAGCAAACACUUAAAGGACUCGUAUCUCUGGAACAGUUGUAUAUUUAUUUCAACCAAUUAGAAGCGUUACAGCCAGAGACCUUUGGAGACCUUCUGAAAUUAGAGCGACUAUUUUUGCAUAACAACAAAUCAUCUAAAUUCCUGACUGGGAGCUUUUCUCAUCUGAAUUCGUUAAAAGGUCUCCAGUCAUUGGAUUUGGAAGAUGAUAGACUUAAUAUGUUUGAUGAUGGGCCACUCAUCAUCUGAAACACCAGAGAAAGUCAGCAAGGUGUUUUUCAGUGUAUGGCGAGAAACUCCGCUGGGGAAGUCAAGACACAAUGCUAUUCUCAGAUACUCCAAUUUUCUGGCCUUCCGACCAAAGCUAGCUUUGUGAUCCAGUCCCAGGGCACAGAGGUUUUAAUUGGCACAAGCAUAACUUGGGAAUGUAUGGCCACACACGCCCAUAUUACUUGGACCAGAGACCAUGGAGAGGAGCUGGAUGGAUCCAGGCACGCGGCACCUUCCAGUGGCCUUUACCUGUAGAACAUCACAUGGCAGGAUCACGGGCGACUGACUUGUCACGCCAGCAAUAGCCAAGGCUCUGUUCAAGUUGCAGCAAACAUCAUUGCACAGGCUCCUCUACAAUUUACAAUAAGCUCCAAGAAUCAAGUGAUGCUAGAACAAUGUGCUGUAGCGUUGCUUUGUGAAGCUGAGGGCAGCCCACCUCUGGUGAUUGUCUGGACAAAAGCAGGAGGACAGCUCCCUCUGGAAGGCCGGCAUGGGAGUCUCCCCUCUGGCCUUUUGAGAAUGGACCACACAGCACAGCACGGUCAAGGCCAAUAUGAAUGUCAAGCAGUCAGUCCACUUGGGGUGAAAAAAGCAUCUGUCCAGCCGACUAUAAAGCCCAGAGCCAAAGCUUUAUUUCCUCAACUUCCUCGGAACACAAGUGUGGAGAUUGGAAAGAAUAUAAGCAUUUCAAGUCAUGCUCAAGGAGAACCACAGCCCAUCAUUACUUGGAAUAAGGCAUGUAUGCAGAUCACUGAGAGUGGUAAAUUCCAUGUCGAUGGUGAAGACUUGCUGACCAUCUACGAUGCAGGGCAGGCUGACCAAGGAAGAGAUGAAUGUGUGACUCAGAAUUCAUUUGGUCUUGCUAUGGCCGACUUGUUUCUAACGGUUACUAGCAUACAGGGUAGACAAGCUGGUGAUGACUUUGUUGAAUCGUCCAUUCUUGAUGCUGCACAGAGGGUUAGCAGUGCAAUUAACUCCACACGAAGACAUUUUUUGUCACAAAGGCCUCACACCCCCAGUGACCGGCUGGCUCAUUACCCGUGUGACUCAUUAAUUGUGGAGAUGGCAAGAAACAGAGAGAUCGUUGAGCGCACACUGCAGCUGAUCUAGGAGCGUGUGAAGCGGGAGAUCAUUGUGGACAUGGAAGACAGAGGUCAGCAGCAAAGCCAUUCUUUGCUAAGCCUGGGAAUGAAAGUUUGUGUGCAGUUCAAGAAGUUCCCGCUUACCCUGGCCUUGUCAAGGACCCACACUGACACGUCUUUGACCUUGUCCUCUAGAAGCAUAAAAGCUGAAAGAGGGAGUUCUGACCUGGAAACAGACAACAUUCAGCACAACAAUGGAGACAUCCUUACCCAUCUGACAUCUGUCAAGUCGCAGAAGCAGAAGACAAGAGCGGCACAUGGUUCGCCUUCCAUCUCGCCCCUCCUAGCAGUUCGCCGUCCUUUGCAGGACAGACGGCACCAACAUCUUUUGGAAACAUCUUUUACUCGGCAGGAGCUCCGCGGCGAUGGGUUCCGUCGACAGGCGGGAGCAGACGAGCCUGCAAACUGCCUGUGCGACGCCUCCCACGUCUGGGACCUCAGGGACCACGUGGCGCCUCGGGGACUCCCUCCGUGCCCGGGUCCCCCCUGGAAAGCACUUGCUGCCCUCGUCGGCAGGCGGGUGCGCUCCGCCGGGGCCGCUCAGCCCAGGCCCCGGCUUCCUGGCCAGGGACCCCUCCUCGGGCCCACGGGCGGCUGGCGCCCACGGCCACGCACACCCCGUGGUUCCGCGACCACCAGAGCGUGGCGACGGCGCUGGCGCGCUCGACCCCCGUCGGGACGAAACAGCCUGUCUCAGGAAGCCGAGCUGCGGGUGCGCAUCACCGACGGCCACUGGCUGCCCCGGGGCCCGGGGGCCCCGAGGACGUCGAGGGACGGCGGGACAGAUUCGCUCCUCCCGGGGCUGUGGGGCGCGGUGGCGGCUUUGGAGCUCCUGCCGCUGUCACGGGCAGGACUGGAGCCCACGAGGAACACGCAGGACACCCCUCUCAGCUUCGCAGCUCUGGGCCGGCCGAGCUCGGCUCUCCACCUGCCGUGCUGGGGCCCUGGCUUGGCUGCCCCUUGCGCGCAGAGGGGCCGGGACCCCGCGACUCCGCCCGAAGUUGACUUCAGAGUUUUCUGUCGCCUGACUUCUGAAGCUGAGAACCUUGAGGGGCUUCAGAAUGAGACGACAGCGUCUGAGCUUAGACACAGCCGUCAAAGCAAGCACGCCGAUCAGGAGAGUGACCUCAGGGAUCUCUGGAGACUCUUCCACGAAACGGUAACUGGCAGGAAUAGGCAAGCAGCGAAGAAUUCCACUGUUACCAGAGCCAUCCAGCUGCUGUUUAAUAGCACGUUUUUGAUGUCUAGUAAAAUGUACUUACAGUUAUCCCAGUGGGUUGAUACCAACCGCUGGAGUUCAGGCAGUCCUGACUGUUGCACCAAUGAAAGGGUCAGCUCGGGUAAGGUGGGCCAGAGCCAAUGCCGGGGCUGCAAAGCAGUAAUUAAAGGAAACAGGGAUACAAUUGGGAUGGGCUCUUGGUUCCAUGGAUUUGUUUCUGGGCCUUACCCAUCCAGAUUCCCUGCCAGGCAUCCCCAACAGGUUCAAAGGCAUCAGUACAAAGGAUGUGAGUCACCAGGGAGAGAGCGUCCUCCUGUCCCUGUGCCCACUGGAGUUCGCGGGACACUAUGCUCCACAAUGUCUUGGAAGACCUGGUACCAGGACUUUUGGCAAUCGGAAUGCUGUGAGCUAGCUCCCAAGAUGGGGCUGGGAAAAGCCCGACAGACCCAGAAAGUCAUCCGAACCAAAGCCAGGGGGACCCAGGAGCACCCAUCCAAAUAUGUGGAUUGCGAGCACAGUGAUAAUAUCUACUUUUCCUUUUGUGUGGAUAAACUAAAACAAGGCUUGGUACUCAUUCAUAAAAGGAGUAUUUUCAAUGUCACUUCCAGCCCCAAGCAUGCACAGCCUGCCUGUCUCUGUUUCAGGCUGCAUGACACUCCAGGAGACACUGACCUGUGGCCCACCCUUAUGGUUGAAGACCUGAUCCCUGGUACAAGAGCAGGGCAUGACGGUGCAUGUGCCUCCCGGGACAGGAGAUGGGACCCAGCUGAGCACAGGGAGAGAGAGAUGGCAUGGCGGGGUGUGGGCCCGGAUGACCAGAGCCGUGCCCUGCAAGGAAGCAGUGACUCAGACGAAGCAAUGACUCGUAGUCGAAGCCUAUACUGUACGAGUGGGGGACACUUCAGAGUAACCACACAAGAAUCUAGAAAGAAACGCUCUGCUCAAUACAGCUAUUCCAGCAAGAAAAAUGUGGACCUAAGUGAUCUAAGGAGUAGGCAACACAGUAACUUGUAUGUGGGUGAAGAUGCUGAAAAUGAGACAUUACUGGUGAAAACCAAGUUUGCCCAGGAUUUUGGCAAUUUUGCAGUAGAAAUUCAAAAACCCAUCAGAGCUCACAGAGAGCAGAUAAACAAGCUGGAGGCACGCCUGAGGCAGGCCGGAUACACAGAUGAUAAAGGGAUUCAAAGGAAGGAUGAGGAGUGCUGAAUGAAAGAAGACUGCGUUAACUGUGUCUGUGAGAGAGGCCAGGUCACCUGGAUAGCGGAUUGUCCCCCAGCUCUGUGUUCCCGUCCUAAAUUGAUGAAAUGAAGCCAUUGUCCAGUUUGCAGUGAUCGGGGAAUGCCAGCCAAUCCCCCAGAGAAACGCUGA
Molecule: messenger RNA, 4392 nt
Organism: Carlito syrichta (Philippine tarsier)
Lineage: Eukaryota; Metazoa; Chordata; Mammalia; Primates; Tarsiidae
Product: peroxidasin-like protein
Molecular function (GO): protein binding
Source: RefSeq, a predicted model, not a curated record